Anoplophora glabripennis (Asian longhorned beetle) is the source of this 1517-nucleotide messenger RNA. Its product is annotated as protein CHUP1, chloroplastic-like. The transcript is spliced from 7 exons. NCBI's taxonomy places the organism in Eukaryota, Metazoa, Arthropoda, Insecta, Coleoptera, Cerambycidae. The record is from RefSeq and is a predicted model, not a curated record. The coding region runs from base 73 to 1407 and encodes 444 amino acids.
UAAAAUUUUCAACGAUUUUAAAAAUUUGAUUUCUUCAUUUAAAAAAAACGCAAUAAAGUAAAAACUGUGAUAAUGUCAAAUAAAGAUGGAAUAUGUUUGUAUGACAAAAAUCAUACAAUACAAGUUUGUGAUAAAAAUCGAGAAGUAGAGGAACGUAAUCUGAAUAUAACUAUAAACAAUAUAAGUGAUAUUCUGCAAAUAAAAAUUCGAGAUCCACAAGACUAUUGUUUUAACUACACAGAAAAUAUAGACUUAGGAGAUUUUGAAAUAAUUAGGCUUAAUCAGAAUUUGGACAUAAAUUUCAAUGAAUUCAAAUACAAUUUGGUUGAAAUGUUGCAGCAGUUCCAGAAGAAGGAGAUGUUUUUGCGAUGUGAAAUAUCUAAUCAGAAAUGUACUCUGGUUUUCUACUGUAAAUCAAAGAUAAAAUCAGUAAUUUACUUGACGAUCGAUUUAAACUUGACUAACCAAAAAGAGAUUUUCUCCGAACUUUUAAGUAACAUGCAAUACAUCCAGGAAACGAAUGAGAAGCUGAAGAAACAGUUAUCAACUCUAAGAAAAUCAAUUUCUGAAAAAGAUCAAGAAAUAAACAAUCUAAUUAUCUUGAAAAAUGAUUUAGAAAAACGUUUCCAAAAUAAUUUAAAACAAUUAAGUGAACUGUUUAAUACCAAAAUCGAAGAAGUUCAAAUGCUGUUAAUCAGUAAAAUUGUGUCGAUGAAGAACAGGGUAGUAAAAUCUUUAAAAGAUGUAGAACUCUUGAAGAGGGAAGUUAACCAAAAGUCUGAGUCAAGCAAAAAUCUCAUUAAGUCGUUGGAAAGCUUGCAACUGGACGCUAACAGUAACAUGGCUCUAAUACACACCCUAAAAAAGGAAAAUAGCACGUUGCAUGCCACGAAAUUUAACCAAGACAGAUAUAUUUCCGAUCUACAGAAAAAUCUUCAGGAGAAAGAUACCGCCAUAGUCGAACUGCGCAAAAAAAAUAACGAACUGCAAGGCGACAUGGAAAAGGUGACCCUUUUACUGACCCAAAAAAAGGCUACCAUCGACGAGUUGUCGAAAGAUCUAGUUCAAGCCAAUCAGUUACUCGUCAAUUUCAAUAACCAUUGUGAUAAUAAGGCUAGACAGGUGGAGGAACUGCAAGAGGCCAUCGUGCAGCAAAAGACACGAACUGCCGAACUUUUAAAGGAAUUCGAGAGUUACAGGGCUUCGUUCAACAACGAAGAAAAAGAUAAAUUAAAACACGAGUUGCUUCUGACUUCCAACAAAGCAGACGAGUUGGAGAAGGCCCUUCGUAAAGCUAACAAGAGUAAGCGGAAACGUUUUAUUCGAUUAAAUUCUUACGCUACAUUUUUUCCAGUAAAUGCGCUGCUAACCGAGAAAGUGAACAACCCUAGUUUUAACCCACGUUAAAGUACCGGACUUGAUUUUGAAACGGGUUGUGAGAAUGUAUUUUAAGUUUGUCGUUUAGUUAAGAUAAAAAUAUUUUUAUACGUAUUGUAUUUUUCCAACAAUAAAAUUUU